Corticium candelabrum is the source of this 3813-nucleotide messenger RNA. Its product is annotated as eukaryotic translation initiation factor 5B-like. Lineage: Eukaryota; Metazoa; Porifera; Homoscleromorpha; Homosclerophorida; Plakinidae. The record is from RefSeq and is a predicted model, not a curated record. Gene Ontology annotation, biological process: translational initiation. Gene Ontology annotation, molecular function: GTP binding; translation initiation factor activity; GTPase activity. The coding region runs from base 92 to 3673 and encodes 1193 amino acids. The transcript is spliced from 22 exons. Gene Ontology annotation, cellular component: cytoplasm; mitochondrion.
AGGUGUACUUGCAAGCCAUUGCCCAAGCGAGAUUGCGCAAGAGUGUCCAUGUGCUCUGUUUUUGCGUUGAAGGCUUUAGGACAAAGAAACAAUGCCGAAAGGCAAAAAACAGAAGAAAGCAAACGACGACGAUUGGGAGAACGACCUUGAAGCUAUAGCAGCGGAGGCUGGAAUCGAUAGGAGUGAUGCGGGAAACACAGAUGUAUUUACGGCUCUUGUGGUGAGUAAAAAGGAGAAGAAAAAGAAACAGAAGGAAGGAGAUGAUUGUGGUGAGGAGAAGAUAGAAGUUAAUGAGGGAGAAACAAGAGAGUCUCAGGAAGAGCCUAAAUCGCAUAGAAGUGACGCUGUUGAUUCGUGGGAAGAUAUUGCAGAGAAUGGAGAUGAUGACAUUGUAAAUGCUAGAAGAACCAAGGAAACGACAGCUGAUGAAAGUCACAGCCAACAGCCAGAUAAAUAUGAAACAAAAUCAGAACUUCCUGCUGCUGUUGCUGAACUUGAUGUCGAGGCUGUUGCUGAACCUGAUGCCAAUCCAGCUGAACAGAAGACAGUAAAGACAGCUGCACAGAAGAAGGCAGAGAAAAAAGAACGAGAGAAGAAAAAGCGAGAAGCUCAACAAACAAAGCAAAAGAAGCACGGGCAGCAAACUGAUGAAUUGGAAAUUGCAGAAAGAGAACCAGCUGUGGCAGCCGCUGCAGUUUCUGUCGUGGAUGAACUUGAACUUCCUGUUGCCAAUGAGCAUCCUACUGUAAGGCAAGAUCAAGACAAUGCAGAAAGAGACGACAAGAAAAAGAAGAAGAAGAAAAAGAAGCAGGACAAAGAGACGACAGAGGUGGCAGUAGUGGAAGAAGCAGAGUCAAUGGUUGAAGGAAAACAGGCUGAUGUUGAGGAGGAUGUUGACGAGGAGGGUGGAGAUGAAGACGACAAAAAGAAAAAGAAGAAAAAGAAAAAGAAAGGAGAGAAAGAGAAGGAAGUGACUGCUGCAAAAGGAAAGGGAAAGAAGGGACAUCUUGCAAUGGUGCAACAGAUCAGAGAGGUUCAAGAGAAAUUGAAGCAAGAGGAGGAACGCUUGAAAGCAGAAGAAGAAGCACGACAGAAAGAGCAAGAGGAAAAGGAAAGGCUAGAACAGGAAAAGUUGCGAUUGGAACAAGAAAGAAAAGAAAAGCGCAAGCAGAAGAAGAAGGAGAGAGAGGAGCGUCUGAAACGAGAAGGAAAGUUGCUCUCGCAAGCCGAGAAAGAUAAACGCGCUCGUCAACAACAGUAUCUUCAGACACUGAAAGCUCAAGGUGUGCACAUUCCUGGCUUGGCAGAGCAAGGGCAGGGUGGUGAAGAUCGGCGUAGAGUGAAAUACGAUCGACGGAGACGACAAAAACCGGGACAAAAGCCAACAGAAGGGACGUCACAGAAUAAUAGCGAAGAGGUGACACCGAAUACGAGCGAAGAGACACUACAGACUACGAGCGAAGAGACACCACAGACUACAAGCGAAGAGAGGGGUACAGGACAGCAAGGAGAAGAAACAGGCCAACGUGAAGGUGUACCAGCGAAAGAGGAAUCAUUGUCAGAAGAUGAGGUGAAAGACAACUGGGACGAUGUCAGUGAUGACGAGCCAGAAGUUGCUGCUGUGAGAGAUGAACAGAAAGAAAAGUCUUCUCGAGAGGAAAUGGCAGUUAACAAAGAAGUGGUAGUUGGUGAGAAGGUAGCUGAUACACGGAUAAGCUCGGAUGAGAGUAGUAGCAGCGAGGAGGAAAGUUUGAGUCAAGAGGAGAGUGACAGUGAAGAUGACAGCAGUGACGAAGAAGACAAACAGACGGCUGCUGCUAAAGUCAAAGCUCGAGUGCAAGCACGAAUUCAGAAACGGAGAGAAGAAGCUGAAAAGAAUCGAAGCAAGGACAGACUACGAGCUCCAGUAGUUUGUGUUUUAGGCCACGUUGACACGGGAAAGACAAAAAUUCUUGAUAAGUUGCGGAACACUAAGGUUCAGGACGGAGAAGCUGGUGGUAUUACACAGCAGAUUGGCGCAACAAAUAUACCUGCCGACUCACUACGAGACAUGACAAAGCACAUAAAGGAGUUUUCUAAGGCAGACAUAUUGCUUCCCGGUCUUCUCAUCAUUGAUACACCUGGUCAUGAGUCAUUUAGUAACCUUCGUACACGUGGCUCAUCACUUUGUGAUAUCGCCAUAUUGGUUGUUGACAUCAUGCAUGGCUUGGAGCCGCAGACUUUGGAGUCGCUGAGUCUUCUCAAGCAGAAGAAGACGCCAUUCAUUGUCGCUUUGAAUAAGAUUGAUCGGUUGUAUGAGUGGCUGCGAAAUCCACACCAGUCGGUCACCAACACAAUCAAGAAGCAGAAGGCACACACGCAAGAAGAAUUUCGAGAGAGAGCGCAGGAAGUCAUGCUUCAGUUUUCAGAGAACGGUAUGAACACUGCGUUGUUCUACGAGAACAAAGAUCCUCGUACGUACGUGUCCUUGGUGCCGACGUCGGCGAUAAGCGGUGAUGGAAUGGGCGACUUGAUUGGUCACAUUGUAGAGCUAAGUCAGAAGAUGCUAGCUCCAAGACUCGCAUAUUCAGAUGAACUACAAUGCCACGUUAUGGAGGUAAAGGUUAUUGGGGGAUUGGGAACGACUAUUGAUGUUAUACUCGUAAAUGGCACUUUGAACGAGGGAGACACGUUGAUAUUAUGUAGCCUGGAUGGUCCGUAUGUGACUCAAGCUCGAGCUCUAUUGAUGCCACAGCCUCUCAAGGAGCUGAGAGUGAAGAACGCGUGGGUGAAUCACAAGCAAAUUAUGGCAGCCCAAGGCGUGAAAUUGUGCGGUAAAGAUCUGGAACGAACUUUGGCUGGAACUCAAGUGCUAGUUGCUCAACAACCAGACGAAAUCGAGGUUCUAAAGGAAGAAUUGCAAGCAGCAAUGAGUGAGGAGUUGAAGUCUAUCAAGCUGUCAGAGAAAGGUGUGUAUGUACAAGCAUCGACAUUGGGAUCUCUGGAGGCACUUUUGGAGUUCUUGAAGACUUCUAAAAUUCCAUAUUCUGGGGUGAAUAUUGGCCCUAUUCACAAGAAAGAUAUCAUGAAGGCGUCAGCAAUGCUGGAACAUGAUGAACAGUAUGCUGUUGUGUUAGCAUUUGAUGUGCGAGUUGAGCGAGAUGCUCAAGAAAUGGCUGAGAGCCUUAAAGUCAAAAUUUUUACUGCCGACAUCAUCUAUCAUCUCUUUGACCAGUUCACAGCAUACAGAGAAGAGUAUAAACAGCGGAAGCAGGAGGAGUAUCGGCAUAUUGCGGUGUUUCCGUGCAAGCUGCGGAUAUUGCCGAAUUGUAUAUUCAAUACGAGAGAUCCGAUUGUUGUUGGUGUGUAUGUGGAGGCUGGAAUUCUGCGAUCAGGGGCACCUCUUUCGGUUCCGAGUCGAGAAUAUAGAGACCUCGGUAUCGUUUCAAGUAUAGAAGCGAAUCAUAAACCCAAAGAAAGCGCUCGAGCCGGCGAAGAAGUAUGCAUCAAGAUCGAGCCCCUACCCGGAUCAACACCCGAACUAUACGGUCGACAUUUCACACACGAGGACUUACUCGUCAGCAGAAUAAGUCGAGAGUCUAUCGAUGCUGUCAAGAAUUAUUUUCGUGACGACAUGCAGAAGAGUGACUGGCAUCUGAUGGUCGAACUAAAGAAGACGUUUAAGAUUUUGUAGCUGGCCACGUUGCGGCACUAUAGUUAGGAUAUUUAAUUGUCUUAUAGAUCACAUUAGAUAUAAGGGGUAAUAUAGCUUGUACUUCCGGGUACUUUGGUAGUGACCAUAUUUGGUUUUAGACACGCCCACGCUCGCAUGCC